UAGUUUCAUCCUUUCCACAGCAAUGGCUGCCAAAAACCUUGUUUCCACUUUAGCUCUAGUAAACCUUGCCGCCUAUUUUUUUCUUCUCCUUCAACUCCUUCCAAGCAAUGCCAAAUCACUCAUUACUUGUCAUUUCGACCAGAUCUAUCAACUCGGCGACUCGAUUUCCGACACCGGCAACCUGAUUCGAGAGAAGCCAAUUGGUUCCGCGACUCAGUUCACCAGACUUCCCUACGGCGAAACUUAUUUCAAAAGGGCAACUGGUCGAUGCUCUAACGGUCGACUCAUGAUUGACUUCAUUGCUAAUUCAUCCGGCCUUCCCUUCCUUAGUCCUUACAAGAAGACGGAUGGAGACUUCGCACAUGGAGUAAACUACGCCGUUGCUGGCGCCACUGCCUUACCGACGGAGGUUCUAGCAGAAAAGCACAUCCCCACCAUGGGUACCAACAGCUCGCUCAAUGUGCAACUUGAUUGGAUGUCGACACAUUUGAAUUCAAUCUGUACCCCAGAAACAGAUUGCUUGGAGAAGCUAAAGAACUCUCUUUUUAUGGUCGGAGAGAUUGGCGGGAAUGAUUAUAACUAUGCAUUGUUAAAUGGAAAAGGCAUUGAUGAGGUACAAAGCUUAGUACCUGAAGUUGUCGAAGCUAUAAUCGGUACUGUUAGGCAAGUCAUUGGUUAUGGAGCAGCUAGGGUGGUAGUGCCGGGAAAUUUUCCAAUAGGCUGUUUUCCCAUCUAUCUCACAACAUUUCAGACCAAUAACUCAAAUGCCUAUGACGUACAUCAUUGCUUGAAGGAACUCAACAGUUUCUCAAAAUAUCACAAUGAUCAACUACAAGAAGCCAUCCAACAAUUAAAAAGAGAGUACCCGAAUGUAGUAAUCGUUUAUGGCGAUUACUAUCGAGCCUUCCAAUGGAUUUUCCAGAAUGCACCAUUUCUUGGGUUUGACUUCUACUCUACUCAAAAGGCUUGUUGCGGAGCUGGUGGUGACUAUAAUUUUAGUUUCACCAAGAUGUGUGGAGAUCCGGAAAUUCCAGUAUGUCAAGAUCCAAGCAAACACCUCAGCUGGGAUGGAGUUCAUUUGACAGAAGAGGCGUAUAAGAUAAUGACUGGAUGGCUGAUUCAUGACGUCUUGCCAAAGCUUCAUUGCUUUUUUUAAAUUGAUCUUAGUUCGGUGGACGACUAGAUUUCGUUUUCUGUUUAUUGAUAGUUUAGUAAA
Molecule: messenger RNA, 1216 nt
Organism: Rhododendron vialii
Lineage: Eukaryota; Viridiplantae; Streptophyta; Magnoliopsida; Ericales; Ericaceae
Product: acetylajmalan esterase-like
Exons: 5
Coding region: 23-1156 (377 amino acids)
Molecular function (GO): hydrolase activity, acting on ester bonds
Source: RefSeq, a predicted model, not a curated record